This is a messenger RNA of Phascolarctos cinereus (koala), 1503 nucleotides long. It is a transcript of the gene UBL4A, whose product is annotated as ubiquitin like 4A. Lineage: Eukaryota; Metazoa; Chordata; Mammalia; Diprotodontia; Phascolarctidae. Gene Ontology annotation, molecular function: protein-folding chaperone binding. Gene Ontology annotation, biological process: tail-anchored membrane protein insertion into ER membrane; post-translational protein targeting to endoplasmic reticulum membrane. The record is from RefSeq and is a predicted model, not a curated record. Gene Ontology annotation, cellular component: BAT3 complex.
GAGGGCCAGCCCCCCCCCCCAGCUGGCUGUUGGUUCCGGCUGGGCCUGAAGUUGAGGCGGCGGACGGGGAGGUGCAGUCCAAGUCCGCUGGGAGCUCUUAAAGGCGCCGCUCCCGCCGCAAUGCAGCUGACCGUGAAGGCACUCCAGGGCCGGGAAUGCAGCCUCCAGGUGCCAGAGGACGAGCGAGUCUCCACCCUGAAGCACCUGGUGUCCGAGAAGUUGAACGUCCCGGUGGUCCAGCAGCGGCUGUUGUUCAAGGGCAAGGCCUUGGCAGACGAGCUUCGCCUUUCAGACUAUAGCAUUGGGCCAAACUCCAAGAUCAACUUAGUGAUCAAGCUUCCUGAUGAGGGGACUGCUCGACACCUGCCCUCAAAGCCUCAGGUCCAGUCUCAGCCACUGCCCAUCUGGUUGCUGGUCUCUCAGAUCUUGGCCCGACACUUCAGCACAGCUGAUACCAGGAGAGUCCUAGAACAGCUACAAAAGGACUAUGAUCGGAGUCUACGCCUCCUGAGCUUGGAUGAUAUUGAACGUCUGGCUACCCGUAUGCUCAACUGUACUGUGACUGAGCCUGUGGAAGUUGGCUUCCUGGACUAACUCCCUCCAUCCCUCUCCCUGAAAAACAAAACAAAACAAAACAACACUAGGCUUGGAUGGAGUAGUGGGGGUUGGUUUUCUGGCUGAAAGCUGACUCUCUGUCCCUGCUACCCUCAUCUACUCCCUAGUAGGCAUGGAAGGAAGAAAGGAUGAGGGAAGUAGUAUUAGAGAAGGGGGUUGGCUUUUAUAGUGCAGAGUGGGAUGGUGGCCAGGGACUGGCUACUAUGACACCUUCCUCUCCCCAGUUUUUUCCCUGGGAUAUGACUACUUGACUUUAUGAUGUCACCAUCCGACUCUGCAUUCCAGGCAUCCUUGGCCCCUUGUCCCCAGCAGUGUUUCUUUGAGCACAGAAUCGUGGGCUUUUUUCUCCAAGUAUAACCCUGUUCCCAACAUGAACAAAACCCACUUCAAAAGGGCAGCCUUACAGAGGGAUCAGAAAGCCUUCAGGGAAGGGAAACCUUCCUUCCUCAGUCAUAGUGACUGUGAGAACAGCUGCCAUCUGUGGUAGUGGCCUCUCUUUUUCUCAGAGCCUCAGGGCUUGGGGCCAAAUAUGUUCCUAUUUAGCCAUCCCCUAUCCUUGUCUGAAGGUGGGGCCCUUCGUAUAAUAUUCUUCUCUCACUCUCACUCGUGUACAAAAGGGGUCAGUGCUUGGGUGAUGGGGCUGUGGUGAAGCUCAGGGUUACUCAAUGCCAUUGUGAGGCCUCACCUUGUGGGUGUUCCUCAGCAGCUUCCUGACUCAAAGAAAAUCUACCCUAGACCUAUGAGGCAACAGUGGAGAGCAGUUAGCUCUGAGUGAAGGGAGUUGGGGGUGAAGGAGCCCCCAGGGCCUCUCCUACUAGGGAGAGAGAGCCUAGCUUUUCAAACUUUUGCUUCCAGUUAAUUCAAUUAAACCUUUAUUAUGCACCUCUA